AUGUCAGCUCAUGUUCUGGAUGUUUUCAUGCUUUUUGGUGACUCGAUAACCCAAGGAGCAUGGGAGCCUGGUCGUAAUGGAUUUGGCCAACGUCUUUCUCAUGUUUAUGCCAGAAAGCUAGACGUUUUGAAUAGAGGAUUGUCCGGAUACAACACAAUAUGGAGCAUUCCGUGCCUCGAACAAUGUCUCGCGAAGAGUGCCGACAAGAGUGCGCCCAAAUUGCGGGUCCUGACCAUCUGGUUUGGUGCGAACGAUGCCUGCAUCAAGCCAUCGCCCCAGCACGUUCCCCUCCUGACCUUCGUGUCUAACCUCGAGCGAAUGGUCGAGAUGGUCAAAUCACCGACAUCUCCGCACUAUUCGCCAGAGACGCAUAUCAUACUAAUCAGCCCGCCGCCCGUCAACACGUUCCAAAGGCGAGCCGAUCUCGAGUCACGCAAUCCCCCACUCAAGCUGGACCGAGAGUUCGAAACCACGCGCUCGUAUGCUCAGGCCGUCCGUGACGUCGCGUCGGAGAAAGGUGUGGCGUUCGUGGAUGUUUGGAACUUGCUCUGGGAGGCUUCGGACCGGAAUGAACAAGAACUGAGCAGGUUUUUGAGCGAUGGGCUGCAUUUGAACGCGGAGGGUUAUCGAAUCAUGUACGAGGAUCUGGUGAGCACCAUCGCGAGAGAACAUCCGGAAGUCCACUAUGACAACAUCGGAUAUGUCUUCCCAGCAUGGGCUGAAAUUGACUGGGCAAAUCCUGACAAGAGUCUGUAUGUGACGAAGCGCGACGAGUAA
Messenger RNA from Cyclocybe aegerita, 777 nucleotides. The record is from the annotation of a GenBank genome assembly. Lineage: Eukaryota; Fungi; Basidiomycota; Agaricomycetes; Agaricales; Hemipholiotaceae.